AUGAGAUUUUGCUUGCUGUAACUACACAAAACAUCUGCAAUAUACAGUACACACACCUGCCAAUAUUCCAAAGAAGGGACAUUUGACUCAACAAGAAACUUUCACCCUUCAGAGACGGGAGCUUCCCGGCAUCGCUGGAAGUGGAGUGUGGGCCUCAUGAAUUUGGAAUCAAACCAAGGGGAGCAACCAGAAAGCUGUCGAGGUCGUGUGGGACAAAAGUGGAGGGGAAUUCCGCCGACGAAAAGGUGGGUCAAAAGUAUCCCGACAGACUGGAUACUGCGGUACUUCCGUCUGCUCUUGAUUGAUUAUCGCCUCUCUUUUUUUUCCCUUUUAUUUUUAUUUUUCUACUUUUUCCUUUUUCUAUUUUUUUCUCUUUUCGUUAUUUCUCAUCCCCGAGCCACAGAGCUGGUGGAUGAACUGGAAUCCAUGGCCGAAAAAGACCGGGAAAAUGCUGAGACAUGCAUCCCAACUGGCUGUCUGCCAGUUAGUCUAUUUAACUUUCCUAGAGUCAAAGAUAAAUAACGCAGGCUUAUCUUACUGUGUACUAGGAUCAU
Molecule: messenger RNA, 554 nt
Organism: Aspergillus piperis CBS 112811
Lineage: Eukaryota; Fungi; Ascomycota; Eurotiomycetes; Eurotiales; Aspergillaceae
Exons: 1
Coding region: 157-522 (121 amino acids)
Source: RefSeq, a predicted model, not a curated record